This is a messenger RNA of Hemibagrus wyckioides, 4380 nucleotides long. It is a transcript of the gene ntng2a, whose product is annotated as netrin g2a. The transcript is spliced from 8 exons. Lineage: Eukaryota; Metazoa; Chordata; Actinopteri; Siluriformes; Bagridae. The coding region runs from base 1267 to 2841 and encodes 524 amino acids. The record is from RefSeq and is a predicted model, not a curated record.
GCAUCCAGCCGUCAGAUAAAACUUUGAGUACUGAGCCAGGAAGGCUAGACUGUAAGGUAGAGAGCACGCGGAAGUGGACUUACUUUCAAAGCUCUACAAAAAAAAAGGCAUGUGAAACUUAGAAGCAGGCUUCAGAGGAAGAGCGUUUGAUUAGAUUGCAGGCUUGAGCAGCAUAAGAUGCAGUGAGAGAAAGGGGGCAGAAUAAGAAGAAGAAGAGGAGGAGGAGGAGGAGGAGGUGGAAGAGGAGGAGGAGGAUGGAGAGAUCAGAAGCGGGUGGGAUGCUCCUGCGUAACGCGAGCGCUGUCCGUCCUUGAGCGCGCACGCAGGACGGAAACUAACCCGAAACACUACAGCUGAACAUGAUUUAAGAUUUAAAGAAUACACACACAGACACACACACAUAGACAUAUUACAUGGAAGAGGAUUUGUGCUGCAGAUUUACGCAGAGAAUUGCACCGCGUCGUGUUUAAGAGCUUCUGGGAAGGGAUUACGCAUUAUCUGAAGUUCAUUCCCGAUGAAAGAAGAGAUGUCUUGGUUUCAGUACGAGUUGAAAUCGUGGAACAGAGCACGCAGGUUCGGAGAGAUCUUCACGCAAGACAGAAAGUGGAAAUGAAGCAGCUCUAGCGCCGCUCGGAAAUCUGACAGACAUCAAUGUCGGAAAAUUUUACAGCGUGAGCAUCAAAAACCAUAUGGACUCUGAAGAUGAUUCCUGAUUCCUGGCGGAAUUCCCAUUAGUCGGCUACAGCAAACCUUUCAUAGUAGACGGAACCUGCCUCGCAUCCAGUUUCCAUCAAUGGGACACGUUUUUCAGGGACGCGAAAAGUGACUAGAGAUCUGAACCAGAUCCUGAGUUCUGAGGAAAGCACAAACAAUUUUUUUUUUAAAUGACAUUAAAUAUUCCAGAUUUAUUCUGGCUUCUGAAUAAAGCAUGAGUAAAGAAAACCAUAUGGACUUUAAACAGGUGAAGAGAUGUCUUCACCAGCUGUCGGAUUUCUGAGGCAAAUUUUCAGGUUUAUGAAUUCAGGAGGAAACUUUUUAGAAGUGACUUUUCAAUCCUGAAUCAGAGGAGAAUCCAAACCCACUUUCCCACAAGCUUAUUAACCGACAGACUUCACUUAGAAAGAAGAGAACUGAAUACACAGUGGAUGACCGCCCACCUAAUGAACUAUGAAAACGUCCUGGAGUCGAUGCUGACAGGCUCCACCCAUUUCACCUGUUUGCCCCACCCCCAACUCCCGGUCCUGGUCCAUCUUAGCGCUCCACACCAUGCUCCUCCCGGUCUGCCUGUUCCUCCACUGUGUGCUCAUUGCUCUGGGCCAGUAUGACAUCUGUAAGUCACUGGUAAGCACGGAUGAUGGUCCCACGUGGGAGUAUUAUGCGUGUCAGCCCCGACCCGCUGCCAUGAAGGACUUCAUGCAGAUCCGAGUGGAGCCGCCAGACAUCACGUGCGGAGAUCCACCUGAGCGCUUCUGCACCCUGGAAAAUCCAUACCUGUGUAGCGAUGAAUGUGACGCAUCCACCCCGGACCUGGCCCAUCCGCCACAGCUGAUGCAGGACCGUGAGCGCACUGGCCUCAUCACCUACUGGCAAACGGUGACAUGGAGCCGCUUUCCUGACCCGCUGCUGGCCAACAUCACGCUGUCAUGGAACAAGAGCCUGGAGGUGACAGACGACAUCGAGAUCACUUUUGAGUACGGCCGUCCCACCAUCAUGGUGCUGGAGAAGUCGAUGGACAAAGGGAGAACCUGGCAGCCAUACCAGUUUUACGCUGAUGACUGUUUGGAAGCAUUUGGUAUGCAGCCCAAGAAAGUGGAGAAUCUUUCAGCCACCAACGUGACUCGGGUCAUCUGCACCGAGCAGUACUCACGCUGGGUGGGCUCCAAGAAUGAAAAGAUUGUGCGCUUUGAGGUUCAGGACCGCUUUGCCAUUUUUGCAGGGUCCAGGUUGCACAACAUGGACAACUUGUACACGAGGAUGGAGAGCUUGAAAGGAUUGAGAGAUUUCUUCACGUUCACUGACUUAAAGCUUCGGCUGCUGAGGCCUGCGCUUGGAGGAACGUACGUGCAAAGGGACAACCUGCUCAAGUACUUCUAUGCCAUCUCUAAUAUUGAGGUCUUUGCCAGGUGUAAGUGUAACCUUCAUGCAGGACAUUGCACGUUCCGAGACGGCAGCCUCCAGUGUGACUGCGAGCACAACACCACAGGGCAGGACUGCGCUCGCUGCGAGCGAGGCUUCAAGGCCAAGUCAUGGAAACCUGGCUCGUACCUGCCCACUCCCAACGGAUCACCCAACACCUGUGAGGCGGCAGGAACACUCGGCAACUGUGAGUGCUACGGUCACUCAAACCGCUGCAGCUAUAUUGACUUUAUCAACAUUAUAACUUGUGUAAGCUGCAAGCACAACACUAGAGGGCAGAACUGCCAGCACUGUCGCCUCGGAUACUUCAGGAACGCUUCAGCCGAGCUGGAUGAUGAGAAUGUUUGCAUAGAGUGUAACUGCAAUCAGCUGGGCUCAUUACACGCUCGCUGCAACGAGACAGGUUUCUGUCAGUGUCGAGAAGGCACCACAGGCCAGAAGUGCGAAGACUGUCUGCCUGGAUACAACUGGAAGCAAGGCUGUGUCCCAAACAUCUGCGACGAUGAGCUUCUCCUCUGUGUGAAUGGUGGGACUUGUGUUCAGAACCAGAAGUGCAUUUGUCCGCCUGACUUCAAGGGCAUCCUGUGUGAGCAGGUGCGCUGCGAUGGUGAGAAAGGCUGCAACGGCAGUCCUGCGUGCUACCUCAGCCUCCUGACUGUGCUGCUCUGCUUGCUCGCCAACAGCGUGCUCAAAGCCAGUGCCUAGUGCUCUAGUGCUUGCCUCAGUCCUAAACCUCGGCCCUAAGCCUCAGUCCCGCUCUGUCAGCCAGCAUCGGACUGAACCACGCGGACAGAGGAGGGGUCACUGCAGCCCUGAGUGGGCAUCACGGUGCUGAGAUCUUCUGGGCCGGAGUAUGUUUUUAGGGCAGCGCACAGUCCCAGGUUAUAGUCGCCUUCACACAGAUGAGAAGCUGCUUGCUCAUCUCCUUGCAUCCCUGAACACCCGAGCAGAGAGAAGUACGAACUUUGAAAUAAACAAAUCACUCUAAAGAAAAGUGUGUAUAUUAUAUAUAGAAGAUACAUAUAUAAUUCUUGUUUUUUUUCUUUGUUGGUCACUCUUGUAGUUGUGAGUUGUCACUAAGCUCACUGAGAUUCAGGCACUGCACUUAUCUGGGGUUUCUGAACAGCGCCGUUUAUUACUCAAGGCUUCUCAGGCCAAGGUUAUUUCCAAUUCUUCGGAAAAAUUUCUUUAUAAAACAUUUUGCUUUGGUGUCUGUUUUCAUGCAGUUGACCUGAAUAGACAUGAUGAGAAGGUGUUAAGUGUCUGUGCUGCUAACGGGGAGAAUAUCGGUGUAGUUUGUGUUCGAGAUUUGUAUGGAAGUUUGUUUAUGUAUGGAAUCCAGAAGGAGGUAAGUAUUAAUAUAUAUAUAUAUUAUGCCCAAAUUGGAAAAUCUUUAUCUAUAUCUAUCUGAAAGAAAAAGUAUACAUUACUGUAAAUGAAUUGAAUGUUCAUUUAUUAUUUUUAUGUAGAAAUUAUUUUUGUUCCGAGUAAAUGUUAUAUAACAAAGAUAUAACAAAGCCUUUUAUUGCAGUUCAAACUGAAAUGAUUACAUAACAACAGACCAUUUAUUUCAUAUCAUGAUACUUCUGAUGCUUUGGAAUGUUCCUCCACUUCUAUAGUUAUAUAGCAUAUAAAGGAAAAUACAAGCUAACCUAGCUUUAGCUCCAUUUAAGCCUCACACAUGGAUGCCAGCAUGCAUAGAUCAUGUACACCUGGUUCUCCUGAUAAACUUUUAAGGGACGUCCUCAGUCCAGCCAUCAAUGUUUGAUUGGUGACAUCACUGCUGUAGCCAAAAAAGUCAAAAGCCAAAAGAAGUAUAACCAACUACAUAAAGAUCAAUUGACAAAUUAAUAACAGCAACAUGACAUAUGUUAACAUUUAAAGAUGUGCUAAGAUACGUGCUGAGAUUGUUGAUUGGUUGGUUGAGAAAAGGCCCUCAGUCUUUUGCCAUGGUUAACUUUACAUCAUAAACCAAAAGUGUGAUACAGUUUUCAUCCCAGUCAAUGUCAGUCUAUAUCACUGUGGUUACAAAGUGAAUUAGAGUAUUACAAUGUGUUAGUGACACGUGCACCAAGUUGGGCUGCUGUAAGUGAAGGUAAACAGAAGUUGUUGUAUUUUCACACCUUUCCAGGCUUUGCUUUUGGGCUUUCCUGAUCAUGAUGGAACAACUAGCUGACUGAAAGUGUACUGUCAGCAUUCCAAAGAAUAAAAUCUUGACAAUCAGAAAGCACACAUCAAGUGGUG